This is a messenger RNA of Ambispora leptoticha, 816 nucleotides long. NCBI's taxonomy places the organism in Eukaryota, Fungi, Glomeromycota, Glomeromycetes, Archaeosporales, Ambisporaceae. The record is from the annotation of a GenBank genome assembly.
AUGACUUCCACGAGUCAAAAUUUAACUACUAUAACACUUUCAGAACAAGAAGAGGAAAACUUAUCAUCUACCUUCCUACAAGAACUAAUUGAGAUAGGGAAUAAAUCUAUAGUCAUAUACAGGAAAAUACCGAGACCCUAUAACCCAAUUUAUAACAAACAAGUACUCAACAGAGUAACAAACCCUCCAGAUACUGAAACAGUACAAAAUAUUCGACAUAGAUACAACCAACUGCAACAGAUAAUCAAAACUAUAAAACUAAUUGAAAUACCUUUACUAGAAGAAGAAGGACUAACGCUCCAAAACGCGUACAAAAAUAGUAAAUACUUAAAUAUUCUAAAAUUUCAAAAAGAAUUAUCAGAAUUAGAAAUAAUACAAAAAGGACCUGAUCAAUACCUAUACAAUAGAAGAUACUUAUUAGACAAUAUUGACAAAAAAAUAGAAGCCGAAAUUCUAUACAUUCCAAUUACUGGAAGGGAUACCACCAUUUCACAACCUUUAAAAAUGGAAAAACAUCAGAAUAUAAUCCAACCUGGAAGAACUAUUAAAUUUGCACAAAUAGCAAUAUUUGACUGGAACGCCCAGGGAAUACCAGUAGUAUAUUUAUCCCAAAGAAUAAAUCCUAACAAAGAGUAUUACUCCUGGUAUAACUUACCCGGAGGAAAACAGAAUAAUCCUGACGAAAAGUUUGAAGAAAUAAUAAUACGAGAAACUCUUGAAGAAACUGGAAUAAUACUUUACCAAGAAAAACUACUAGAAGUAGGUUAUAACUGCUAUCCACCUGGACACCCACAAGGAUGGGGUGACAAAGCAACU